UUCUAUUCAAUUACUGUCAAAAGUUCGAAAAAUUGAGUUGACAUGAUUUUUGUUGCCCUAGAAGUACUAAUACGGGAGUAAUUGUACCAGAGAAUCGGCUAGAAAUCACCGCCACCAAUUGCUGGUGUCAUAUAUUCUCAUCCCUAGGUAUCUGACUACCUACCUAGGUAGGUAGCUGGGUACUUGCAGGUGUACUUCGUACUUGCCCAUAACCCGAGCUAAGCUCUCCACCGGAUAUCCACGAACCUUCACAACCUUCCACAAUCCACCCAUUCCCAUUCCCAUUCUCAUUCUCAUUUUUGGGGCGUGCAAUACAUUUAGAACAUUGAGAAAGGCUUAGGGUUGAUAAAAGUCCACGACUCAAUCUCCCGACGGGGCUGCAGGUGUUGCUACGCCAUCAAGACUCGAGCUGUGUCAAAAGUUCCUGAUCUCCCAAAAACCCACAUUCUCAAGCGGGGAGCGGUGCGUUGCGGUGCGGUGCCGGCGUAGGUACUUUACACCACCGCGAAAACGAAAGCGAAAACGCGUCGUCCGGUCACCACCCACCACCAAUCUCGCUGUCGACCAGCCAGACUUGCACCGGAUCUGCAAUCAUGGACGGGAGAAAGAGGACACUUCCCUCGCGCGGAACCAGAGCGGAGCCGGCCAGCAAGAAACGAGCGGCAUCCGCAUCGACAUCCAAUACCCCAGAACAGCGACAAACUCCAACACCAGUCGUAGCAGCUCCCUCGCCCGUCGUGGAAGAGAAGGAGACUCUGCCCAAGUCUAUCGCACCCGGCCAACCAUUACCCACCGUCGACGAGCCACAGCCGAAUAACCUGUCUUCGAAGGACUUCCAGUCCGUCUCCGAGAGGUAAGCUCUCGCUCGAGCACUAUCUCCAACUGCUGGAGUCUUGUAUACGUGAAUUGCACACUGACUCGAUAUUGGUGACAGCGGCGUUCUAUUAGACUCCCUCCAACGAUCACGGCAGAAAUGGAUCACCGAAGGCAUAUUCGAGAAAUACUGGACCAAGACUCUAAAGAAGAAAGGAUGGGAAGAACCUCCAAACAAUCCCUCCAAGGACACAAUGACCAAGUUGGGACCAUGUACGAUAGUGGUAGAACCACACGCUUUCGAGGCCAUCAUGUAUACGGUGAAGGAUCCAAAUCAACCAGUGUUCAUAAAAGAUACUCCUAUGGCUCGUCCGCCAGUGAUUCAAUAUGGGCCUCCAAAUGGCAUGAUGCCUCCUCCAGCGCCUACCCCUCCUCCACAACAAAGCCAAUUCCAUAUACCACAACCAUCCGUGAAACCCUCGACUAGUGGUGCAGAGACAUUCAAGACUACGAUGGGCCCCGCCCCUACGCCAAACAGCUUGCAACCUUCCCCGCAUCCAAAUGUGCAAUCACGACCUCCCCAAAAUGGACAAGCGACUCCCAGGCAACCACAGAACCCCCCAAAUACUGAAGCUGGGCCUGACAUGACGGAAGCAAAGAAAGACCCCGUCAUACAAAUGCUGGCAGAAAGAGCCUCGAGUAAUCCCGAAUUAAAAGCACUCAUGAAAAUUGUCGCACAAGGAAAUGCAUCACCAGAAGAGCUACAAAAAUUCCAAAGUCACAUCAAUGAUCUAACACGAUUACAAAAAGCUCGACAAGCUGCUGCAGUACCACAUCCAACCACGAUGCAAUCGCCAGCACCUUCAGGACCGGCAACCCCUCAAGGCAACCAGAUAUCUCGACCAAGCCCUGCAUCAACCGUCCGUGCAAUGCCCACCCCACCACCACCAAAACCUGUCCCGCAGCCUCAAGCCCUACGCUCAAAGGGCCCGGUACCACCAGCGAAAGGAGAUGCUACGGGUAUAGUUUUUGAAUUUGUCGGUGGAAACGGUGACCGUUAUCUCUUUCCCAAAUUUAGUAUUCUAGAACCUAGGGCCCCGGAUCCUUACACGCGAGAAUCUCUAGUCAUCGUUUCCUUUCUCAUCGCACGUAAAGGGAGUAGUAGUGAUUCUCCGACCUACGAUCCAAACCUGGAUUACUACCAACCAAUUACCAUUCGUCUUUACGCGGCGGCAAAGUGCAUAGAAACGCUGCAAAGGGUUGUUGCGCCACCUGAGGAGGUUAGGAGGUAUAUGGAGGAUGUUAUGGAGAAUAUGACGAGGGCGGAGUAUGUCCUUCUUGCUAUGCGGUUACCAAGGGAUAAAGGGGAACCAGCUUCCACGGCGACGCAGGAUAAGGAAAAGACUGAGGUCGUGCAAGCGGAAAAGGCCGUCAACACGGAAGAGCAAGUCCUUUGGGCUACGACGAAUAGUACACCACCGGUGACAAAAGCCAUCAGCAAGACCAAGAGUCCUGUUGCGACACAGCAGGAUAAGUAUCAGUGUUUUAUCAAUACCAUUGCUUCGACGAGUUGAGUUCGCCAUUGGGUGCGGGUUUGGAGGGGGCGGUUGUUUGGGAGCCAUACGAAGCUGUUGGGAAAGAUGUUAGCAUUGGUUUAAUUUUUCAUUUUCAAUUUUUCUCUUUUUCACUUCGUUUCCACUCUUUCUUCCUUUUUCGAUGGGUCUGAGGAAGUUUUUUGGGGGUUUGUGUGUGGGUUUUAGGAAUGAUGGGAAGGUUGGAAGAAUGGGUUUUUGUUAUGGAGUCAUCUGGGGGAUUCAGGAUCAGGCCUUCGAGCCGAGGAUUGAUGGGUAUUUGAUUUGAUUUGGGAUGUUCU
Messenger RNA from Hymenoscyphus albidus, 2686 nucleotides. Lineage: Eukaryota; Fungi; Ascomycota; Leotiomycetes; Helotiales; Helotiaceae. The record is from the annotation of a GenBank genome assembly.